Messenger RNA from Andrographis paniculata, 1416 nucleotides. RefSeq names its product protein NETWORKED 4A-like. Lineage: Eukaryota; Viridiplantae; Streptophyta; Magnoliopsida; Lamiales; Acanthaceae. Gene Ontology annotation, molecular function: actin binding. Bases 1 to 1416 code for a protein of 471 amino acids. Gene Ontology annotation, cellular component: vacuolar membrane. The transcript has a single exon. The record is from RefSeq and is a predicted model, not a curated record.
AUGCCGUGUCAGACUCAGGCGGCCGCCACGCCGCCGCCGGCGCCGCCAAAGAAGUCGUUGUCCGGGAAAGCCUUGAUCUCAGAGAUGGACCUGCGCGUGAACCGCAUGGUGAAGCUGAUCGAGGAGGACGCCGACUCCUUCGCCAAGAAGGCCGAAAUGUACUACCAAAAGCGCCCCGAGAUGAUCGGCCUCGUCGAAGAAUUCCACCGCAUGUACCGCACAUUGGCCGAGCGCUACGAUUCCGGUGACCUCCGCAAAACCAGUGGCGCCACCACGCCCAUCUACGAUCUCCAAUCCCAAAGCUCCGCCGUCUCCGAUGCCGGAUCCGAGCCGCCCUCCACCAUGCCCUCCCCUGACCGCCGCCUCGGACGCCGUAGGUCCGGCACCUGCCCCCGCGCCGCCGGGUUCGAGUUUUUCCUCGGCGGUGGAGGCGGCGGGAAUUGCUCGGAUUAUCGAGACGGGGAUGACUUUCCGACGCUCGACUACGAGUCGGGAUCGGACGAUUUCUCGAUUAAGAACUACAUGAACAACGACGAGAGCUUGGAUGAUUCGGAGGCCGAAGUUGUUGAUCCUAUCAGCAAAAGCCAUACAUCCGAUGACGAGGACGCCAGCGGAGACCUCCGGAAGAAGAUUCGAGACAAGGUAUUGCACGCGAGGAAGAUCGAAGAUCGGCUAAAAUCGUACGAAGAAGAGGCGUCCUAUUGGAAGAGCCAACACGCAAAAGAGCGGCAAGACACAACGAAGCUUCAAGAGCGCGUGUCGACGUACAAAACGACGCUCCAAGAGCGCGAUCGCGAAAUCAAAAGGCUAAAGGAGGCGAUCUCGAAGGCCGACUUAAGCUUGUCUCGAGAAAACGAGAGGCUCAAACAAGAGCUGCGGAGGUUGUCGAAGGAGAAGAUGUUCCUCGAGGAUCAUGUCAAGGAGUUGGAGGUUCAUUGUCGCCGAUCAUUCGAUGCUCAAAAGAACGGGAACACCAUCGAAAUCGAGCAGUUAAUCGCCGAGGUGGCAUGCAAGGAUAAGUGCAUGACGGAGCUCACGAAAAACGUCGUGGCGCUCCAACUCGAGCGCGACGUCGUGAUCACCGAGAACGACGAUUUGGGCGCGGAGCUAAGCUAUAGGGACGAUGUGAUCGAUCGGAUGAACGAGCACGUGCGGCAGCUGCACGUGGAGCUGAUAGCGGCGGGGGAGAGGGGGCGGAAGUCGGAGAACGCGUUGCGGGCGAGGGUGAGGGAGCUCGAGCGAGAGGUGGAGAAGAAGCGGCGGAUGUUGAAGGAAGGGGCGGAGGAGAAGCGGGAGGCCAUACGGCAGCUCUACUUCUCGCUCGAGCAUUAUCGAAACGGAUACCACCGGCUCCGGCGAGCCAUGAUCGUCGGAAACGGUGUACCGCCGGACGCCGACGUGGCGCCUGCGCCUUAA